Messenger RNA from Lampris incognitus (smalleye Pacific opah), 1907 nucleotides. Its product is annotated as prominin-2-like. The transcript is spliced from 13 exons. Gene Ontology annotation, cellular component: cilium; cell surface; apical plasma membrane. Lineage: Eukaryota; Metazoa; Chordata; Actinopteri; Lampriformes; Lampridae. Gene Ontology annotation, molecular function: cholesterol binding. Bases 29 to 1366 code for a protein of 445 amino acids. The record is from RefSeq and is a predicted model, not a curated record.
GGAUGUGUCAAUUACACUCUGUACAGUGAUGCUGAUAAUGGUACUGCUGAUGGUGGCUGCAGGCUCCAUGGGUCUGCCUGUGCUCUUCAAUCCCAAUGUGUAUUCCUCUUACCCGGACGCAAGACUGGAAUUUGCAGCCCUCAAGCUAUUCCAGCUUUCUGUGAUUUUGAGUGUUGUGUUCUCUUGGCUUUUCAUCAUCCUAGUCUUUGUCACCCUGUUCCUUGGGGGCAAUGUACACACCUUGGGUUGCCGGAGCUUGACUGAUGGUCAGCUUUUUACAUUCCUAGAUCAGCAGCAGAACCUGUCAAUAAGUUUUGAGGAAACUGAACCUGCUCAUCAGUUUCACAGAAAUGAAACCAUGCAAGUUCAUCCCAAUACAUCAGCAGUCUAUCAUGGCUGCAUGAGAGGACAAUCGAUGUUUCGUAGCAUGGGCAUGAAUCAGCUAUUUGAUCUGGAAGACUUCCUCAAUUCCACCAAGUACAUGAAGAGAUUCAGUGAGACAGCUGAAAACAUGACAGUCAACGUGAAUGAUCUGAGGCUGCUACCUGAGGAAGCCAGGCAGGGCUUGCUGGCCUUCAGAAACAUUAGCUUGGAAAGCUAUGACUAUGACUCGAUGCUACUGCUGCUCAGCAAACCAGUGGUGAAAACAGAUCUUGCUGCUUUUGCCAAACAACUAGAUGAGAAAGCAGAACUGUCUGAAACUGGAAUCAUUAAGAUUUUUUUUAAAAAAUCAGCCAUGACAUGCCGUCGACUGCACAGCCUUGUGAUCCAACAGACAGCAGAUGCAGCAAAGAUGAGUGUAUGUGUCAGGGCCUUGAGAAAUAUCAGCCAUACAUACAAGGUCAAUGUUGACAACACUCUGAGUGGUUUCAACCACGUUGAAGGUGCCAUGCAUGUCCAGGUUCCACACAUUGUAGCAAACGUCUCCCAGUGUGCGAUAGAAAAAGGAAAACAAUGGACACUACGCUACUUUGGCUGGGCCAAUCAUGCGAUCUUGAAUGAGAUUAUGGGCUGUCAGUGGCUUGUAACGUCAGUGGAAAAUCUGUAUACCGCAGUAUGCCUCAAUGUGAUUGACCCAUGGAAUGCAUUUUGGCUGUGUUUGGGAUGGUGCUGUGCAUUUUUGGUUCCAGGAAUAGUCUUCAGCAUUUAUUUGAUAAGACAUCUGAAACGCAAAACAGCCAUACCAUCCUUCACCAGGAAAGACAUAUUCACCCUCCCUGAUGUUCACAUAAAGAAGAAGCAACCAAAUGAGAAGAAUCCGAAAGAGCCAGAGAAGACCCAGGCUAAUGUUUACAUUACCUUCGAAGAACUUUGUGAAAUGAGCGUCAAAGCUCCGAAAGCUGAAGAGAAGGGUGAAGACACUUAGAAAACAAACAGACUAACAAAGUGCAGAUCAACAGAGAUUCAGAAUCAGAAGCACUUUGUCAUUUGUCAUAAUCCAGGGAGGCCAUAUGACAGAGGAACCAGAUUCAUUCUUCCAAGAUGCCUGAUGUUGUUCUUCUGAUACUGUACUUCUGUAAAAGUGAUGAGCCAUCGCACAUUGUCCUAGGUUGUUACUCAGUGGGAGGUUUUCUGGUGGUCCUGUCUUUUCUCUUGUUGCAAUGUGCCUGUGCUAUGCCAUUACAUAAUGUAUACAGGAGAUUGUAAAUCCUCUUGAUUAUAUUCUGUAGACUUCGAUUGGAUGAGCAUGUCAUUCUUGAUGUUGUUGUCCUGAAUAAUAAGCCAAAUCAUGUUGUUACUAUAAAUAAAGGGAUAAAAAUGUAAACAAUAGCCUCAAUCUAAGAAGAUGAAGUAUCUCAGCCCAUUGUUAUUGGUGAAAAUGCAACAAAUCAAUGUUCAGUAAAAAAGGAUCAUCACGAAGGUUAAUCCCAGAGAAACAAUACAUAAAUGAAUAAAUUUAAAUACAC